Molecule: messenger RNA, 2610 nt
Organism: Penaeus monodon (black tiger shrimp)
Lineage: Eukaryota; Metazoa; Arthropoda; Malacostraca; Decapoda; Penaeidae
Exons: 14
Coding region: 125-2074 (649 amino acids)
Source: RefSeq, a predicted model, not a curated record
UCCGCUUCGUGUUGGUCUCACUAACUGGAUAUUUUUGUGUGUGAGGCGACAGGUGCCAUAAGAACACAGGGAAACGUGUUGGAGGAGUAGGUAAUAAGACGCCCCCAGCAGCGCCCCCUUCACCAUGGGAGACGUCGACGAAGACCGGGAGAGCAGGGAGAAUGAGAUAAAGGAGGUGGAGGAAGAGGAAGUAUUUAGGGAAAAAUGGAUGAACCAGUGUUAUGAGAAGCUCAUUUAUCCCAACCCGGCGUGCGUUCAGGUUCUGGACAAAGUGAACCGCGCUUUGGUCUCCCGCGUGACUCGGCCUCAAAACACGAAUCUGAAGCAACAGGCGCUCUUCAGUCUCCUCGGCCGCGAGUUCGUGGAACAGCACUUCCCGCUUCAGAAGUACGAUGUCUCGAUCUUGGAACCUCCCAGAACAAAUUCCAAGAAUAAGGAAAAAUAUAUGAAUGAAAUGCGGGAGUUUCUGCAGAAUGCUCUCAACCAAGCCAUGUCGGACUGCGAUUACCCCGACGACGUCUCCUCCUACCAAGAGGACGACGAACUGGGUCACUUUCUCCACGAAGUCCGGACGAGCUUCAGGGAGGGACUAAGGAAGCACACGGCUAUUGUCAUGUUCCAGGAGGAAGCCGAGAAAGAGCGUCAGAAGGAGGAGAAGCGGAAGCGAAACGCGAAGGACGGCGGCGGCGGCGAUGGCGACUUUGGCACCGGCUUCGACACCGACGAAGGCAACGAUACGGACGACGAACUGGAGCUGGCGAAGCGGAAGGCGCAGAAGACGAACGCGGGGACCAAGCCUUCGGACAUCGCCGGCCGCGCCCUUGUCGCCUUCAUCGCCCACGACGAGGCGCUCAAGUGGAAGUACAUGGAGAGAAUCCGCGAGCGCCACCUCGGGCUGCCCACAGAACUCCGUCGCUUCUUCUGGUGGGAAUUCCUGAAGGAGAAGGAAGCCGCCAAGCUGAAGCCCAAGCCGGAGGACGACCUGAAGGAGCUGGUCAAGAGGAACUUCGACAAGACGCUCGCCAAGGAGAUGAAGGCGCAGCAUCUGGACAGGGCCAUCCGGAGCAACAACUGGAAGGUUAUCGACCACGCCGUCAUCGAGAACUACGACAGCACAGCCUGCCUCGCGAGUUUGGACACGGACGAACACAUGAUCCAAACGACACGGACGCUCAACAUUCUGGACGUCCAUUCGAAGCAGUUUUGCGUUGCUCAGAUUUACUGGCUCAUCCCUCUGCAGUUGUUGCUCAACACGGAGGAGAAUCAGGAUGAUGAAAAACACAUGAUGACCUUAGCCUCCUACCUGGACCUGGUGACACGCCACUGCAUGCCGAGCUACAAAGAAGUGUUCGACAUAGCUGAGAAAGUGAUGAAGACGGUGAGUAAGGAGGACCCCGAUUACCACUCACACAUCACCAAGUGUCUCUCUACUCAAGUGAGCAGGAUUAACUUGAAGGAUUUCCCCCCCGAAAUUCUGGUGAAGGAAACCAAGGCCUCGGCGAAGCUCCAUGCCGAGCUCCUGAAGCGAGAUAUGAAGGAAAUGAAGCCGAAAUACCAGAAGAUCUUCACCGACCCCGCCAUCUUCGUCAGGAAGUGGCUCGUGCAGGGCUACAUGGGCGCCCUCAGCAUAGCCUCGGGCCUGUGGGUGUGGGACGAGCUGUUCCUGAGCCAGUGGAAGCCGGUUCUCCUCGAGCGCGUCGGCGUGGCGGUCAUGUCCCUGAUCAAGCCGUGGAUGACGAGGGCCAAGAUGUACUCGGGAGCGAGGAAGGUAUUCCUAGACGAACCGGGGAAGAUCUACCUGAGUGAUCUACGGAAGGCAGUCGCACACCUGGACAGAGGAGGAACCUACGCGGAGAUCCCCAGCAGCAAGAACUUUAUUGAGAGGAAGACGGAACCGGAGACUCAGGCCAUGGCGGAGAAAAAAGAACCGCAGAGGAGGAGGAGAGACAGCAAGGUCGACCAGAAGAAGAACAAGGACGAGGCGAAGGAGAAAGAGAAAGAGGAGGAAGAGGAGACCGAGGAGACUCCGCCAGGACGUGCCCGAGCUGCAGAUGUAACCGAGGUUGAGGAGUGAGCAAGCGUAGGGUCUCCUCAGGCGGUCGUUAUGUUGGUCAAGAAACGCGAGACAUCAAGAUCAUAAACCGAAGAAAAUGAAAGAAGAAUCCAUAAGUCAAAUCCUUCAAAAAGUGAACAAUAAACACAACGAUUUACUAAAAAGUUAAUCUCCAACACUGCUUUUUUUUUCUUUUCUUUCAUUCGCUUAAAGCAUUCUUGUCACUCACAAUCCUAGCAUGCUUGAGCCACGCCAAGAUUGAUGUAUCGAGGCAAGACACUUGGAAUUCAUAAAUAUUUGAUGCGGGCGAUAUUUCAAAUCAUUAGGACAUUUGUAUUUACACGCGAUGUGCCUUUGAGUCGACGAUCAAAGCAGUGUUUAAUGGACUUUUUCAAGACUGUCGCACCCUCGCUUACAAUGGCCGUUACACGCAAUAUUUUGUCACCUCGCUACUGUCCUUUGCCGUUCUAAGACGCAGUGUAUCCUUGUUGCAUUUUUAAAAGCUUUUUAUAAUUGCUUUGACGCUAGAUAUUUCGGAAACAGUCAUUGUUCAUAAG